AUGUCUCUCAAGGACUCUGCAUUCCCUUCCUCCGCCGCCUUCGAUGCAAUCCAAUCAUCCCUCUCCUCCUCCGACGCCGACCGCAAAGACGCCAUCAAAAAAGGCGCCGCGAUCUUCUGCUUUAAGCUCAAAAACUCUUCCGGCGCCGAGCAAGCCUGGCAUAUAGACCUCAAGACCACCGGGCAAGUAGCCAAGGGGGAAGCACCACAAGGCAAAAAAGCAGAUGUCACGCUGAGUUUAUCCGAUGCGGAUUUUGCAAAGAUGGUGCAGGGAAAGACGAAGGCGCAGAGUCUGUUUAUGAGUGGGAAAUUGAAGGUCAAAGGGAAUGUGAUGAAGGCGACGAAGAUGGAGCCGAUCCUGGCAAAGGCGCAGGAGGGGAUGAAGGCCAAGUUGUGA
Lithohypha guttulata is the source of this 396-nucleotide messenger RNA. RefSeq lists its product as uncharacterized. Gene Ontology annotation, cellular component: cytosol. The record is from RefSeq and is a predicted model, not a curated record. NCBI's taxonomy places the organism in Eukaryota, Fungi, Ascomycota, Eurotiomycetes, Chaetothyriales, Trichomeriaceae. The transcript has 2 exons. The coding region runs from base 1 to 396 and encodes 131 amino acids.